This is a messenger RNA of Nylanderia fulva, 4531 nucleotides long. RefSeq names its product tyrosine-protein kinase CSK. Gene Ontology annotation, biological process: protein phosphorylation. The record is from RefSeq and is a predicted model, not a curated record. Lineage: Eukaryota; Metazoa; Arthropoda; Insecta; Hymenoptera; Formicidae. Gene Ontology annotation, molecular function: ATP binding; protein tyrosine kinase activity.
UUUCAGGGCCUCGCACGCGUAUCAAGGUGCUCCUCCGUUCGCUCGGGUGGUGCGUAGUAAAAUGGCCGUCCGACUCGACCUGAAUGAGUGACGUUUCUCGCAAGGUGUUUCCGUACACGAUACGCGCCGCGCAGUGUUUCCAUGAAUAUUCGUGCGCGUGAACGCGCACGGCUGUCGCAGCGUGUAACGUGUCCGUCCGCAUCCUCGUUCGCGCGCCUAAAUUUCGCGGCCGAUCACGCGGCCAAAGACGAAGCGCCUCUUUCCACGGCCUCCACGGCGGCUUUCGUCUCGCCGCAAACGCAUUUAGAGGGGCAAUAUUUUCGGAAGAUGGAUACUCGAUGCAAAGCAUAGGUGUGCUUCCAAGACACUUUGCAUUACGCUAGAUUAAUCUUCGCAUUUUAUCGUGAGUUAAUCUUCGUGUUUUCGAGCGAGACAAAUUCGAAGAGAUUAAUGUUACGAUGCGAGAAAACGGCAGGAGCUAGAAAUUUCGCGUUCCAUUCCGGUUUCAACGGAAUUCUAUUUUAUUCAACGCUCUGUUUUUGGCGCGAGGCGCGAGUUGAUAGAGCCAGCCUACUGUGUGGCAGCUGCCAUGCCAACGUACCACAAUGCGGGUGGUGGAUACCCGAAUGUGUCAGCGCCAGCGCGACAAGCGAAGCUCGACGGCAAUCAAAAUCAUCACACUAUCCCUUCAAACGUAACGUCCCAUCCCCUCAUACAAAACAGCACUCAGCAGCAGCAACAGCAGCACAGCGUUCCUUCAAACCUGUCUACAGGUAACAUUCCGUCCCAUCCAGUAUCGCCGACGAUGACCACGCAUUCGAGCGUCACCACCCCGAACAUCACGACGCACAUGAACGUCGCGUCCUCGCCGGUGAUUCUCACCUCCAACGCCAUCAAUCCGGGCGCCAACACCACCGCGUUGCCAGUUAAUCCGCGGCACGAGGUGAAGCUGAACGCGAUGCCAUGGUUCCACGGAAAGAUAUCUAGAGAAACGGCAGAAAGAUUGUUGCGACCGCGAGAGGACGGUUUGUUCCUAGUUCGCGAGUCAACGAAUUUCCCCGGAGACUACACGCUCUGCGUAUGCUACCAAGGACGCGUACAGCAUUAUAGGGUGAAAUAUAAAAACAAUCAACUGACGAUCGAUGAUGAAGAAUUUUUCGAGAAUCUGGCGCUUUUGGUGGAGCAUUAUGAGCAGGAUGCGGACGGUUUGUGCACGCAGCUAACGAAAUCCCUUCCGAAACAGGGCAAGCAAGAUUUUUGCGUGGAUCCAAAGGCGUUCGUAGAGGCCGGCUGGGUGAUUCAGACGCACGAGUUAGAAUUAAGAGAGUGCAUCGGGAAGGGAGAGUUUGGUGAUGUGCUGUUAGGCGUUUAUCGAGGAGAAAGAGUCGCGGUGAAAAUGUUAAAGGAUAACAGCGAGGCGGCGCAGAGGUUUCUGGCCGAGGCGAGUUUAAUGACCUCUUUGAUACAUGACAAUCUGGUUAAAUUACUCGGUCUCGUUUUUAAUAAUCAACACAUGUACCUGGUUACGGAAUAUAUGAGCAAAGGAUCCCUAGUGGAUUAUUUACGUUCGAGAGGAAGAUUACACGUUUCCAAAAAGGAUCAAAUUAACUUUGCGUACGAUACGUGUGCUGGUAUGGCGUACCUGGAAUCCAGACACGUUGUUCAUCGGGACUUGGCGGCGAGAAAUGUUCUUGUAGCAGAGGACAACUCCGCCAAAGUAUCCGAUUUCGGGCUGGCACGGGACGAAAACUUUUCCCUCGACGGUGGAAAGCUGCCAAUCAAAUGGACUGCACCAGAGGCUUUAAAACAGAACAAGUUUUCAAAUAAGUCUGAUAUGUGGAGUUUUGGAAUUCUUCUCUGGGAAAUUUAUUCCUUCGGUCGUGUGCCCUAUCCGCGAAUUCCAUUAGCUGAUGUUGUAAAAUGUGUAGAAAAAGGAUAUAAGAUGGAACCGCCAGAUGGAUGUCCUGCGGAAGUUUAUGAUAUUAUGAGACAGGCAUGGGAUUUACAGCCCGAAAAGAGACCGAGUUUUCACGAUAUAAAAGUAACACUCGGCCAAUUAAGAGCUGAGUAUACCAAAGGCGUGAAUUAAAAAAAACUUAAUACAUUAAAAAAAAACUUUAAUGAACUUAGCGAGAAUUGAGAAAAAUGUGGACUGGUGCGUCUGGGUAAUUUUUCGUUUGGAGCGAAAAAAUAGUGAUUCUGAAUAUUUUUAUUAGAAAGAAAAGAAAGAGACAGGACCUCGAUUGUACAUUGUAUACAAAAAAUAGUAUUCGCUUUGCUUAUAUUUAUUGUUACUUUAGUUUUUGAAAUGUGUGGGGAGAGUUUUAAUUUUUAUAUAGUAAUAUUUUGCACAAGCAUUACCUAUGGUCAAUCGUGCCUUUGUCCAAGUUGACGUUCGCAACCAAGAAAUUCAACUUGCACAUAUAGCCGAAUAUAAGAAAUUCAGAUAUAUUCGGACUAAAAGCAACAAAUUUAAAAAUGCGCAAUUGCCUACUUAACUUUCAAUACGUCACGUUUUUUUAAGUUUAUUAUGGCGAUGAUAAAAAUGACUAUUAUAACUCGUGACUAUCAUGGUUUUUUUUUUUAAAGUAAAACAAGUUUUUUUUACAUUAUAGCACAUGUAAUGUAUAUGUAUAAUGUAUUAAAUUUAGAUUCAUUAUAACAUUACGCUCUGUAUUCGUAAUCGCAUCCAUUUAAUUUAGAUCAUUGGUUAUUAUCUUGUUCUUUGUUAAAAUUGUGUAAAAAAUUUUUUAUUUACAAUUUGUAUUAUUAUAAAUGUAAAAGAUAUGUUUCAGCAAUUAUACAUUGCAAGUACUUGUUUAGUUAUUUAAGUUCUUUAUCAAAGAUUUGUCGUAGGAAGUAUUAAUUUUUAACUAAAUUAUAUGACACUUUAUUUUAUAAUACACCGUUACUUCAACUAUAUGUAAUGGUGUAAAUAUUUCUCUCUGUAAAUAUUUUUGUAUAUAAUUACUCAUCAAAAAAUAACAUUUAAAAAACAAUUGAUAUUGAGAUUGAGAGAUAUAACGAAAAAUGUUUAUAUUUUUUUUUCUUUUUUUUUUUAGAUUUAAGACUAACAUGUAUUACGAACGAAUGUCCAUAUGCAAUUGUUGCACCACGCCAAAAAGUAAUUAUCACUCGUUUAUAUUAAUUUUUUAAUUAUUAUUGAGGAAAAAUUUUAUAUGUAUAUCAAGUAGGAUAUAUUAUUUGUAUUAGCAUUUUGUAAUCUAUUUCUCUUUCAUGCACACAUAUGUACACACACAUUUUUCAUAAAAGAGUCUGCCAACAAUAAUAACGGACUAAUUUUCGUGAAUGUUUGACGGCCGUAUCUCGUUAAAUAGUAGCUGUACGAGCUACAGAGAAGAUCAAAUAUUUAUUCUUUAAAAUAUCACGCGCGAGUAAUAAGAGGUCUCUGUAAAAUUGUAGAUAUUAAAUUCUUGUACAUGCCACAUAAUUAAAAAAAUUAAUUUUUUCAUUAAUUAUAUAUAAAUAUCAAGAUAUUUAAUAUAUAUGUAUAUGCAACAGUCGUAAAAUACUGUGUAUCAAAUUGAUACUGUAUUACGCGAUAAUGUGUUAAACUUUGAAAAGUGACGAUGGAGGUGUCGCUCAGUUCCUUUUAAAACGAAAUCUUUCAUACUAAAAGCAGAGAUUGUGACUGAUUAAAUACUUCACAAUAAUAAGUUCGAUCUUUCUUCCACAAGUGUCUCUUCAGUCUGCAGUUAAAUGUAGUUCUAUAAAAGAUUUAGAUCAUAUUUAUCUUAAGCAUAUGGUCCGUUUGUAACUUUGAUAUUACAGUAUGUACUUGAGGAGUACAUGUAUUAAUAAUGUGUAUUAAUAUGGCUCUAACUGGCUAAUACUUUGAAUUGCUUUUUCAUUGCGAUAUUUUUAUGUAUUUACAAUUUGCGCGAACACAUUAACUCUUCCACACACAAAUAUUGAAUUUCACAUUGCGUAAAAUUUUUAUCUCCAUUUUGUCUUCAACAUUUCGACCCAUGGUGAAGCAUCUUGUUAUUCAUUGACGAAUAUUAUACAUAGAUAGAGCAGUAUAUCAUGUGACGUUGUUACUUGUGUAUUUUGAUAUAUGAACACGGGAUUCCGUUGUUUCGACAUUAGUUUUCUUAUGACUACCAAUGUGCGUUAAAUCCGUUUAUUUUCUACUGGUAAUCGCUCGACUUUAGAAUGUAAGAGAUCUAAUAUAUAUUAAACAAAAUAAAUUAGAGAUCGAAAAAUCACAAAGAAAUUAAAAAACUGUGCUUGAUAUGCAUAUGUUCAUGUUGUAAUGAUUACAUGUCGGUUCGAUGCGAGUGUAUACGUGGAAUAUGUGGCGAAUACUUUUUUUCCACGAAUACUCUUCCAUUUUUUUUGUAGAAUCCGAACUAAGCAUGAUUCUGGGAAAGCGCAUUGAAAAAUUUAUCGUCAUACACUGUUACUACGCCACAAUUCUAAAGAUUCUCAUUAGACGCUAUAGCGACGAGAAUAGAUCACUGACGAAAGAAUAAAAGUUAUUAAUAAAAGAACAAAGUUAUACACUAUA